AUGGCGAUUGAAUUAGAAAAAACACCAUCAUUAUAUCUUCCCUUCGACGUUGUUGAAAUCAUCCUGUUAAAAUUACCAUCGGUUAAAUCUCUUCUUCGAUUCAAAACAGUUUGCAAGUCAUGGAAUACGAUGAUCUCCGAUCAUGUAUUCGUCCGCAAACAUCUCGAAAAAUCGAAAAACUCCCCAAAUAAUAAUAAUCUCUUCCUAAGUACGUACAAGAGCAGUAUCCAAAGAUUUUCUUGGUUUAAAUUCGAAGGUCAAAGAUUCCACGCCGAACGAGUAGAGGAGAAUAUUCACUACAUCUACGACGUCAUACUAUGCGAAUGCAACGGCGUGCUACUCUUGAAGGAACCUCGGCGCUACACCAGAAAAUACGCGUUGUGGAAUCCGACUACACGAAACGUGAUGUAUUUCGAAGGCCCGCCUACAUUUAGACGAGAUGAAUUAGUGCAUGAUUAUGGGGUUUGUUACGAUGCGAUAACGGACGAUUUCAAGGUUGUCUUUGUUUACGAGAUGAAAUAUGCAAUUUACUCGUGUAACAACCGUUCUUGGAAGGAAAAGAAAACCCGCCUAGAGAUUGCUAAUUACGGUAGUCAUGCAGGAAUAUUCGUCGACGAAGCUAUCUAUUGGGUUUCGAAGACCGGACAAAUAUUGGUCGUGUAUUUCGAUCCAACAACCGACGAGCUCAAGACUUUGCAGAAGCCCGAAGUACUUAAUGGCGACGAAACGUCAACUAUUAGGAUAUCUUCUUUGAGAGGGAGUCUUUAUUUGUACUGCGACGACAGGGACGAGAACACGGUUCGAAUCUGGAUCAAGGAGAAGGGCGUUUUCGAGAAUUGUUGGAACGAGUAUAUAACAAUCGAGAAUUUGAUGUCUCGGAGUAAAUGGUGGCUCCAACCACUAUGUUUCGUGGGAAACGAGAUUUUAAUUCGAUUGGAUGGGAAACGAUUCGUGUACUAUAGCCCGUCCGAGAAGACGUUCGAAGAAUUUGAAGAGAUUGGUAUAUAUGGAUGUGAAAUUGUUCCUUAUACGAGUAGUCUCUAUUUCCCACAAGCUUCAUAUCUGGAUAUAUAG
This is a messenger RNA of Erythranthe guttata (spotted monkey flower), 1074 nucleotides long. RefSeq names its product F-box/kelch-repeat protein At3g23880. NCBI's taxonomy places the organism in Eukaryota, Viridiplantae, Streptophyta, Magnoliopsida, Lamiales, Phrymaceae. Gene Ontology annotation, molecular function: protein binding. The record is from RefSeq and is a predicted model, not a curated record.